AUGCAGGCUCCCGCAUCCACGACAGCUUCCCCGAACGCUGCGAUCGCUAACAACACCGCUUGCAAACCUCUCGAUGAGAUUAGGGGCCUGACGCGAUUUGAGAAGGACGUCAACGAGGUAAUCUCUCUUUAUUUUGAGGACAUCAUAAAACGGCUGAGACGCCCGCUACUGGAUGUCCUACGCAAAUCUAAGAAAGGCUUUCGCCCCUUUGUUAUUCGUCUGCUAGUCUUGGGUGUGGACGAAAGCUCGGCCAAACCUUACAUUGUCGUGUUCUGCCCAGCACAGGUACAAGAUAUAGUGGAGAACUACUUCCGGAGAGACACUCCCAAGCGACUUUGUCAACCUGGCAAGGACGGUCCAGCAUCUUUCGAUGUGAUUGUUGAAGGCACCCCGAUACAACUGACCACAUCGCAUCAUGUUCACCCAACUUCUAUCAACACGGGCCACUCACCUACUGAGCGCCUGAGAUAUAGGGAUACUCCUCUCAAAAUCGAUGGAAUCCAUGGAAUUCGAUACGCUACAAUGGGUGGUUACGUUGUUGUGGUUGGCAAGGAUGGUCGACUGUCCAUAUACGGCUUGACUGCUGGCCAUAGCAUUGUUCAAGACAAUCUCGAAGGAGAGAUCGAGAGCGAGCAGGCAAGCGGAGAGCCUAACGCAGGUCAAAAUCUCUUCCCUGAUCUCAUCACUUAUGAACCCUCACAAGUCCUGCAGUCAGCGGCCAACCAAACUAUGCACAACGCUACCUACAGCCCUUUCAACGAUGCACAGGAAGAAAUCGAGUGGUCAGGCACCGCCAUGGUUGCACCGGCGUCAUUUUCGACGCAGGCAUGCGAUCGCGAUUGGGCUUUGUUGGAAGCCAUAGCGGACCAACCUGGCAGCGGGAUUCAAGACAGCAAAAUCGUUGAAAGAUACUUUGUGGGCGAGCCUAGAUUUGGCACUUUAUUGGCAGACGAUGAGGCUAAGAUCAGUCUUCAACCUGCGUUCAUCGGAAAGCUGUCUCGUCAUCCAUCGUUUGCGAUACUGUCCUAUGGGAGCGACUUCGUCCGGGUUCACACGAUCACAACGCGCGACUCUCAUAGUAAGCCGUUAGCCCAUAUAUCGAGGUAG
Messenger RNA from Alternaria incomplexa, 1107 nucleotides. RefSeq lists its product as uncharacterized. NCBI's taxonomy places the organism in Eukaryota, Fungi, Ascomycota, Dothideomycetes, Pleosporales, Pleosporaceae. The record is from RefSeq and is a predicted model, not a curated record. The transcript has a single exon. Bases 1 to 1107 code for a protein of 368 amino acids.